UCUUUCGAUUCUCGUUCAUAAAACCAACUCACAGGACCUGAUAAACAUGGACGAAUACGUCUGCUCCAGAUGCGAUCUUCCCAAUGAGCUUUACCGCGUUCACUACGCUGGAAGCCGAACAUCUUUCUCAUCCCAGCAAGGCUUUGUUGCUUUGGACACUACCAAAACCUUCCGUUAUGAUGAAUUGAAUGAAUUCAAACAAGCCAUAAGAAAACAAUUCACAUGGAGCUGUUGAGAAUCUCUCCCAUUUAUCUCUUUUUUCUCUAAUAAACGGCAUGCCAAGGACUGGGGUCGCAAGGAGCCUUGGCGUGGACGCCAGGGCCCAGAUGUAGAUUGGACUCUUUACGUUAUUAAUGCGAGGGGCGCAGUCAAUGUACGUUUCAAUUGACUAUCCUAUUGAC
Molecule: messenger RNA, 401 nt
Organism: Truncatella angustata
Lineage: Eukaryota; Fungi; Ascomycota; Sordariomycetes; Amphisphaeriales; Sporocadaceae
Exons: 1
Coding region: 47-235 (62 amino acids)
Source: RefSeq, a predicted model, not a curated record